Pararge aegeria (speckled wood butterfly) is the source of this 2062-nucleotide messenger RNA. It is a transcript of the gene Dus3, whose product is annotated as tRNA-dihydrouridine(47) synthase [NAD(P)(+)]-like. The record is from RefSeq and is a predicted model, not a curated record. The transcript has a single exon. Gene Ontology annotation, biological process: tRNA processing. The coding region runs from base 238 to 2001 and encodes 587 amino acids. Gene Ontology annotation, molecular function: flavin adenine dinucleotide binding; metal ion binding; RNA binding. NCBI's taxonomy places the organism in Eukaryota, Metazoa, Arthropoda, Insecta, Lepidoptera, Nymphalidae.
UCGAAAUGUAGUGUACAAUAAUCACAUGUGGAUUUUAGUUAUUUUCGAAUUGAUACUAUGGUUUGGUAAUUAAUAAUUAUUAAGGAAUAAAAGUUCAAUUAAAGUAGGCUCUGUGAUGACUACAAACGUAAAGCUAUUACCUAUUUAUUCUAUGAAGUAUCACAGACGUCCAGUGGUAACAUAACCUAUCUUACAUUUUGUUUAAACUUGUGUAGUCUAACUUUAAUAUCACGAAAAAUGACAAAUCCAAACGCUGGAGUUUGUGAUAUUAAAAAAGAAUAUAUUGUUCAGAAACCAGAAAAAGUAGUUAAUGUUGAAAAUAAUGAUAGUCACAAACGAAAACUAAACGAGACCAGUGAUACUGACCCAAAGAAAGCACGAAAUAAUGACCAAUCUAAUAAAAAUAAAAAAAGAGGCCAAAACAAGGCAAGACCAAAAACAUUUCAAGACAAUAAGGAAAGUAAACCAUGCCCUAGUAUUGUAAAUGUUAGUUCUAAAGAUGAAAUGAAUCCUUGUCAAUAUUCUACUUGCAAAUAUAUUCACAACCCCCUAGACUAUUUAAAAACCAAAAAAGAGGAUAUUGGAAAAGAAUGCCAUUUGUUUAAUUUGAGAGGUAGAUGCCCCAGAGGAAUAUCAUGUCGUUUUGGUUCUAGUCACAUCACAGAAGAUGGUUUUAAUAUUGUAGAUGAAGUACAAGCUAAAAUAUGGAAGCCAGAUACUAAAAAUACACUACAACAUGACCUUCAAUUAAAAUUGCAAAAAAGAAAAUAUGACUUUAACUUUGCUGAAAAGCUAGUUAAAUGUUUAGAUAAAAGAAAUAAAUCUGAUAAAUCAGAAAAUGAAGGUGAUUUGAAGACUACAGAAGCAAAAAGCUCUGAUAUCAGUAAGAUUGGUGCUAUACUUGAUGAUGAUAUAAUUAAAUUAUUACCAAAAGAAAGAAAACAAAUUGAUUGGAAUAAUAAACUAUACCUCAGCCCACUUACUACUGUAGGGAAUUUACCAUUUAGGAGAAUUUGUAAGGAAUAUGGUGCAGAUAUUACCUGUGGUGAAAUGGCCUUAUGUGAAUCAAUGUUGAAAGGCUUUAAACAAGAAUGGGCACUGGUGAAGAGACACAAGUCUGAGGAUUUAUUUGGGGCUCAAAUAUGUGGGAAUAAUGCUUAUGCAAUAACAAAAGUAGCACAAUUACUGGAAGAAAAUACUGAAUUGGAUUUCAUUGAUUUAAAUCUUGGCUGUCCAAUUGAUUUAAUUUAUAAGAAAGGUGGAGGAAGUGGUAUGAUGCAUAGAAUUCCAGCAUUAGAAGCAUCAGUAAGGAGUGCAUCUAAGUUAUUGAGUAUACCAUUCACUGUAAAAAUUAGGACCGGCGUAUAUCAGGAUAAGAAAAUAGCACACACUAUCAUUCCUAAAGUGGUGGAUUGGGGUGCAUCUCUUGUAACCUUACAUGGUAGAUCCAGAGAAGCUAGAUAUACUAAAUUAGCUGACUGGGAGUACAUUGAAAGCUGUGCCAAAGCUGCUGCACCAUGUCCGCUUUAUGGUAAUGGUGAUAUCCUCAGUUAUGAGGACUACAAGUACCGAAGAGAAAUAGCACCAACUGUUCAGGGUGUGAUGAUUGGUAGAGGUGCUCUUAUAAAACCAUGGAUAUUUACUGAGAUUAAAGAGCAGAAGUUAUGGGAUAUAAGUAGCAAUGAAAGAUUUGAUAAUAUUAGAAGGUUUACAAACUUUGGCUUAGAACAUUGGGGCUCUGAUACUCAAGGAGUUGAAAACACUAGACGCUUUUUACUUGAAUGGUUAUCUUUCUUGUACCGUUAUAUACCUGUUGGCUUGCUAGAGAGACCACCUCAAAAAAUUAAUGAAAGACCACCCACAUACUUUGGACGCAAUGACUUGGAAACUCUUAUGGCCUCUGGUAACUGUGCAGACUGGAUUAAAAUAAGUGAAAUGUUACUGGGUCCAGUUCCAGAGGGAUUUCAAUUUCUUCCGAAACACAAGGCAAAUUCUUAUUAAUGACAAUGUUAUUGUAUAAUACUUGUAUGUUUCUGUUAAAUAAAAAUUAUUGUUACCCAAA